This is a messenger RNA of Cyclocybe aegerita, 1542 nucleotides long. Lineage: Eukaryota; Fungi; Basidiomycota; Agaricomycetes; Agaricales; Hemipholiotaceae. The record is from the annotation of a GenBank genome assembly.
AUGGUGCUAGCAUCGACUGUCAGACCAAACGCCCCCAAAGUUUCCUCCGCCUUCCAUGAGGUUUCCCCCAUGAUCGUCUGCUACCUCCUCCUCCCUCUCUUCUCCCUUUUCUUAACGACUGCUUAUGCCCAACAACGACGCAAUAUUACCGUCGACGAUACAAGCCCACUCAUAACCUAUACGCCGGACGCAAGCUGGACUGUUAUCACGGGCGAUUUGGAUGCGGGAGGAUCGCACAGGCUGACGCUGAGCAGCAGCGCAUUCGCGACUGUUAAUUACACGUUCGCGUCAUUCUAUUUCAUGUCCGUCAAAUGGCCCUAUCGGGUCAUCACGCAGCUCACGAUCGAUGACCAACAAACAAUGAUCGUCGACUUGCAAGAUCACACCGUGCCUGACGUUGGAAGCGGAGGUGGAACUGUACAAUCCAGUGUCGUUGCUCAAUACCAAGGAACUACGAACAUGGAGCAUACCAUCCGAGUUUCUAUUCCUCCGGGAGACUUGUAUGCCGUGGUCGACAUGUUUAUCUUCGAGAUUACUGACCCAGAUCCGACAUCAUCCACCUCCGUGUCACCAAGCUCUUCCUCAACACCAGACUCUACGUCAACGAGUGCGACAGACAUUCCUCCUCCAUCAAAUUCCGCUGGUGCAAGCGGGGGAAGUGAAUCGUUGGGUUCGAGGCGUACUCUUGCGAUUGCGCUCGGCGUGGCCGGCCCAAUCGUCGCCCUGUUCCUGCUCUUCCUACUUUGGUGGUUCUGCUUCCGCCGAAAGAAGCAUGCAGCCGACUACCCCAUUUCAAAACCCGUGCUCGAUCUUAACAGCCCCAGCGACCUACCUUCCGAUCCUACAAGUCCGUCAUGCGCCGAAUCAGGAGGAUAUAGUGGAACCAGCGGCACGGUCUCUGCCUAUGGCCCUUUCGUCCCUUAUAUUCCUCCUACCCCUUCGGCACCGACAUCUGAACGGGCGGCCUUGCGACCUUCCAACGCGUACCAGUCAGGAGAGUCUAGUGGCCCCCGAAGCAACGAUGGGUACGACCCUUACGACCCAGAACAUCAAGCACUGUCGAGGACCAGUACUGCAGGAGCGACCGCCUACACUUCCAACGCCUCGUCGUACAGUGAAGGUCUCGCCACCUUAUCCGCAGCGACCGUUGGUCCCCUCCGAGUACGAAAUAAAUCCGGCCCAUCCAGACCUCAGACCGCACAAAGCUCGCUGCAAGCUCCAAUUGAGGAGCCGCCUGGAUACAGUCCAGGAGAAUACCAUUUCUCGCUUUCUACGCUCAUGCGCGAUUCCAAGGGAGAUUCCUCCGAACCGUCGACGAGUCGAUCGCAACCGAGUUUUCGUGCGUACCCAGCCGACUCCGCGUCGUUGGCGCUUGCAUCGUCUGCUGGCCAGCUUGGUCAAGGUGGAAGGUUGAAUAGACCGGGGCCUUCUGGGCCAAGAGCAGCGACCGCUGGCCGGCGCCCUCUUCCUGCUUCCUCGCGGAGCGAGGAUGCUUGGGGUGUUGGAGAGCCGCAAUCCCUGAAAUUCGCACCGAUUCAGUAG